GUGGUUGAAUUCAAUGUGACGCAAUUACGCUUUGCGUCAUGACGUACAACACAUGACAGGAAAUGCAAACCAAAGCGGUUGAGAACCGGGCAUAGUCCUGUUAUGAACUCGGGGAUGGGCAGAGCGAGUCGGUGAUGCGCGUGAUGUAUUGAUUCUGGGCUGUGGGGUGUCGGGACAGACGAAUGGACGACUCUGACCUGGACUUCGCCGACCUCUGCUCUAAGCUCCUGAAGAGAGUGCGCAAGAAGGAGAGGGGUGAGUCGGGGGACGAGCGUGGGAUUGCGGCGAGCCAAAACCGGACACAGAAUGUAUACCCGGUGCCGACCCAAAGCAAAGACUCGACAAAGAGGAGAAAGCCAAAGCAAGAUGCGGAGUCGAGCUCUCGGAAACAGCUGGACUGCCAGUCAGUCAGCGCGUCCCAGUUUAACCGCCCGGUCCGGGAGGAGGGCACAGGUCAGCAGUGUGUCACCGUGGAACGCGCUCCUUCCGUGGCUGUUACUCAGACGCCCAGCUCUCAGGCAUCUAUUGAAAGUGCGGCAACGGUGCCGGGUUUGGUGGCGAGUCAGAAUGCGGACGUUAAUUUGAGGGUGAAGGACAAAGUGGUACUCAGAAUGCAACAGUUUAGAUGGGUCAGCCCUCAGAAAAUGACGCACAUGGACAAUGACCAGCCCAGGAGAACAGCACUGGUCGCUGAGGACACGAUACCCCGAUCGACAGUGCCACAUGCGGGAGACCCACUGCAGGGGCCCCCGGGGGACGAGGCCCUGGCCCUCCGGCUACAGGAGGAGCUUGACCGGGAGGAGCAGGGCCCGCAGGAGAUGGUGGACCUGGAGCAGGGCGGCCUUUUCUUCUGCCAAAUCUGCCAGAGGGAUCUGUCUGCCCUGAGCCCCCUGCGCCGCACCCAGCACAUCAACAGGUGUCUGGAUGAGAGCGAGGGGAGUGGCCCGGCCGCCCCCGCCCCGCCCGCCGUCCCAGAAUGCCCCAUCUGCGGGAAGAUGUUUAAGCACCAGAAGAGCCGGGCCAGCCACAUGAAGCGCUGCUCCGCAGAAAUGGGCGUGUCCUCCGCCGUCCUGCUGCAGGCCCUGCAGAGACAGGCCGCUGAGACGGCCAGCGACUCCGCAGCCAAUCAGCCCCCCCCAGCAGGCGGGUCCAAGCGGAAGGGCUCCUUGGACCCCCCCCGGCCACCCAAAAAGAGACAGAGGAAGAAGGCUGCGCCCCUGGAUGAGGACACCAUGGUGGCGCUGGCCUUGUCCCGCUCCAUGGUGGAGCAGGAGAGGGAGAGAGAGAAGGAGAAGGAGGCCAUGAUCACUGCUCCUGCUGAAGACUCUGUGAGACCAGGCUUACAGUGGAGAGCUGAUGCUGGUAAGAGGAGGGGCAAGAAGAAGGGUCAUCCCCCAGCCCCGCCCCCUAUCCUCCUGGUUCAGGACUCUGCUGAAGCCCUGAGGCGGCUGCAGGAUCGGGUCGCCAGCCUCCUGCUCCGUGCCCGCCCCCCCACCCCCCCGACCCCUCCCCGCCCAGCCAGCCGCCUCCCCGGCUGGACCGGUGCUGCCCCCCUGUGGCAGAAGAGCGCGCUGCGCGACGAGGAGCUGGGCUUGGAGGCGGAGUUCUACACCCCCGCUCUGUGCCCCCCCGUCCAGCCGUGGGCCGUGACCGAGGAGAUGCAGACGGUGGCCCCUCCUGCUCAGGCUCAGGUGUUACCCCCAGCCGGGCCCCCCCUCCCUGAACCCUCCACGCCUUGCCCUCCCUCGCCCUCCACCCCAGGUUUGGGCAGCCAGACCUUUGGUGACCUCAUGGACCUGGCAGAGGAGGGCCUGACGCUCAGCCAGUGGGGCUAUGCCCCCAAAGCUGACCACGCCCCCGACUCCGCCCCCAAACUCACCCCAGGACCCACAGAGGACAGAGACGUCGGCGCGGGCGACCUGCGGCUCAGCGGCUUCCUCCCGGAGAGACGGCGCUCUGCAGCGGCCGCAGAGAACACCGGGGCGCUGUUCAGGCUGACCGCAGAUCUGAGCAGCAUGGUCAACAACCCACAGCUGAGUGACGUGCAGCUGCAGGUGGACAGCGGGGAGGUGUUCUUCGCCCACUCAUUCAUGCUGUAUGCACGCUGCCCCCUGCUGGUGCAGAUGGUCCAUGACUCAGGUUUUGGCGUGGAGGAGGAGGGCAUGCCCAGCGCCCGAAGGGUGUUGCUAGGAGACCUGCCCCCAGAGGCCGUCCACGUCCUGUUGCAGUACCUUUACUGUGCCCGCUGCCCCCUCACACCCGUCCUGGUGCCACACCUGAUGGAGCUGGCGCUCAGGUUGGACCUCAGGGAGCUGGAGCAGGUGUGUCAGGGCUUCACAGGUGGAGCAGCAGUGGAGCCAUGGGUGGAGUCGCGGGAGCAGGAGCAGAGAGAUGAAGAGGAGGAGGAAGAGGAGUGUGUGGAACAGAAAUUCCUGGAACUGCUGCGUUCAAUGUGGGAGGAAGAGGAGGAAGCAGAGGACAGUGGUGGAGGAGGAGAUGGAGAAGGGGAGGAGGUGGAGGGAGGUGGAGAGGGGAGGGUGGAUGAGGAGGAGCUGCUGGAGAUUUACCAGUUUGCCGCCACACAGAGGAGGUGCAGAGAGGAAGAGGAGGAGGAAAAGGGGAACGUUGGCACAGAAACGGAGGAAGAGGUGGAGCACAGAGAGAAGACAGAAGAUGGCUUUUCUCCUGUUCAGACUGCUUCCCAUCACCAUAGCAACUGCCUGGCAAUUAUUCCCUCAGAGCCCGGACCCCUUGAUUGGCUCAGCACCGAUCACAUGAGCCAGGAGGGGUCAGAGGCGAAACAGGCUGCACCAAUCGCAGACCAUCACAGUGGGACAGAGGGGGCAGGACUGGACAGGACGUCCCAGCCCAGCCCUGGUCGAGGGUCCAACACCAGCCUGGAGAGGAGUUACGACCGGCUCUUCUCCGAAACCUGGGGGGACUACGCAGGGCCGUCCCAGCAGAACGUCCAGUCCUCCCGCAGCCAGGGGGCGCUCAUAGACCUGUCCACCAGCCCUCUCCCUGACCUUAGCGGCUCCUCCCUCCCCAUCGCAGGCGUGUCCCCAGAACCAGCGACGGGCCAGAGCUGCAGCCCCCACACGCCCACAGGGCAGGCCCUAAAGCAGAAGAGCUUGGGCUGUUCCCAGAUCAGCCGACCGCAGCAGGAGGGCCCGGGCUGUUCCCAGAUCAGCCCAACGCAGCGGGAGCCCGAACUCAUCGUGCUGUCCGAUUCGGGAGAGGAGUGCUACACCCCGGGGCCCCCCUCACCCCCUCCCAGGCCCCUGUCGCCCUCUCCCCGCCCCCCCCAGGCCCCGGCGGGAGACUUUGGGCGGGGCGGAGGCAGCCCUGAGGACAGCUGUGCGGAGAUGUCCUGGCUGGUGCCGGGGACCCCGGACCCCCCCGCCAGAACCACGCGCGUCAGCUCCACUCAGACACACUGCAGCCUGCGCCGCACACGCCUGUUUGCCACGCUCACGCAUUCCUCCUCCUCCUCCUCCUCCUCCUCUGCCUCCCUCCGCACAGGAGCCGCCCCCGUCUCGGUCCGGCUCGCAGAGUCCAGAGAGAGCGCUGUGCCUCGGCCCGCCCCCCACUCCCAGCACUGCACCAAGUCUGACCCCGCCCAUGACCUCAGCAGCCCCGCCCACACGUCCGCAGCCCCGCCUACCUCGUCCAGGCAGUCCAGACCCCCCUCCUUCGCGCUGGCCCACCCCAAACGCCCCAUUCUGGACGGAAUGCCUUCCCGCGCCUUUCCCUAUCUCGCCAGCAGCACCCCUCUGCCCCCCCAGACCCCCUCGAGCGUCACGCUCCCGCCACAUGAAGAGCGCCACCUGGAGUCCAUCGGCAUCAGCGCGAGGUCCAGCACCGGGGGCAGCCCGCCUCUGUGUCUCUGCCUCUCAGACUCCUCCCCCUCGUCUCCACGGAAACGCGCAAGUCCUGAGGGCGGACGUUUUUCAGCACGUGAGGAUGAACGCGGGGAAGAGGGGAUGGAGGGAGGAGCAGAAGAGGAGGAGGCUUUUCCCGCUCACAUGGAGGACCCGCCCAUGGCAUUCGACGAGUCGUGGGGCCUGGACGGGGGAGGGGGGCGGGACCUGCGCUUCAGCCUGAGGUUAGACUCCAGCACAGGGGCCAGCCAAUCACGGCAGGGCUCAGGAGAGACCACGCCCCCUGCUCCUCCUCCUCCUUCACCUGGUAACCACGCCCAGCCCUACACCAGCCUGCUGGACUCGAAGAUCUGGGAUGACUGGGAGGCACAAGGGGAGGAUGAGGAUGAGGAAGGGGAUCGAGCCAGCCUUCCUCUCUCCCAGAGGGUGCAGCCCAUGGCCGUCGGACAGAGAGUCAGACAGCUGAAAACUCCAGUGGCAUCGCGCAGGAACGCUCGUGCCCCCCUGGUGCCCAUCACCCCCAUGCCAGGCUACUCUGACAUGGACACGCCAGAGCUGAAGAACAAGCUCAACAGGUUUGGGGUGCGGCCGCUGCCCAAGCGCCAGAUGGUUCUGAAGCUGAAGGAGAUCCACCAGUACACCCACCAGCUGCUGAGCUCGGGUUCUGAGGAGGAUGGCCCCGCCCCUGACCCCAUCCCCAAGCCCCACCCCAGCUCGGUUUCCAUGGCGUUCAAACAGCCAGAGAGACCUGCUCCUGUGGGGGCGUGGUCUAAAGACUCCACCCACAAACAGGUGGGGCCAGAGCAGGAGGGCGAGGGACUGUCUGCCUCUCAGGGGUCCACAGCCUCCUCUACUGCUGCCAGCGAGGACUCCGAGAGGUCGAACCCGGAGCUGUGUUCCCUGUCGGACUCGGACGGCUCGGAGAGCGAGGGGGUGACGGCGUCGCAGGCGGGGGCGCGGGGGGCGGAGCGGCUGCAGGCGGUGCGCAGCUUCAUCCUGUCCGACCCGGAGCUGUACGGGCAGGUGUUGCGCUACGAGCCGCUGGUCCUGUCCCAGCUGCAGGCCCGGCUCAAAGCCCGAGGCAUCCGCCUGGCCGCCGCCAAGCUGCUCGACUUCCUGGACUCCCAGUGCAUCACCUUCACCACCGCCAAGCCUGCCAAGCCCGGCCCGCCCAGGGGGAGGGGCCGGGGGAGGGGCCGCAGGAGGGGACGGCCGGCCAAGGCCUCUGACUGACUUAAUCAGGGCAGAGAUAAACAGAAUGCUUUUUUUAACUGAGAGACAGGAUCACAAAGCUGAAGAGGAGGGCAAAGACGGAAGGAGAUGAGGCACAAGCACUGGAAACAACAUUCAUCCAAUCAGGACAUGAAGCCAUGACAAUGGAGUGUCUGCGUCCAAUCAGAUGGCCCUCUCUAUCACACUGCUGGUAACUGGUUGGUCUGUCAAUCAGGCAGCAGGGUGACAAUUCAGGAACUUCAUAGAAAAUGUGUGCGCUUUAAUGUAAAAUAACGUACAUUUCACUGUUUAUAUGUGAAACCUGUUGUGAAAAAUUCCCUGUCUUCGCAAGUACGUCUUGCAAAGAGUGACAAUUUCACAAAUUUCUCUCGCUGGCUGUGGGUUUAAUAAUUUCCCCUAAUUCCAUAGCAUUUUCUCAUUUCAUGGUGAUCAGUUAUUGUGUGUCAGUUUGUGUUUUGAUGCAAUGUCUAAUUUAAUAAUGAGACAUUUCAGAAUUAUGAACUUCAAAAGAGCUCACAUUCUGACAUUGAGGAUGCUAACAUUUUUACUUGAGAACAGAGCUGUCCUUAAGUUUGUAGCAUGAAUUUCACCACACCGCAAGAAAAGGUUCUGAAAAAAGAUAUGAGCUGCAGUUUGUAUGUUGGAAGGUUUGCAGCUCCUGUAUUCACAUUUUAACCCUCUAAUGAGUAUGUUUUUUUGGUAAUGUUUUUUCAAAAUUCAAAGUCAGUGUUCUAGAACAUUACUCUCAGUUACCAGUAGUGAUUGUGGCAUGAACAUUAGAAUGUUAUUUAAGAACAUUCUAAUCACCCAUCUGUGAUCUUACACCUUGAAGGGUUAAAGACUAUGUUUUGGGGCCCUAUGGGUGUGCCCCGCCCAGUCUGAGUUGGUGCAGUGAUGCCCUGAUCCAGGACACACCGGUGCGGACUGCCCGCUCUCCUUCAGGCACCCAUGCCAGUCACUGCUCAGCUGACAGACGCUGUGAGUCAGGAGAAAAGUCAGAUGGCAUUAAAAAGGUAAAGAAAAA
This is a messenger RNA of Anguilla rostrata (American eel), 6138 nucleotides long. RefSeq names its product SLX4 structure-specific endonuclease subunit homolog (S. cerevisiae) (gene slx4). NCBI's taxonomy places the organism in Eukaryota, Metazoa, Chordata, Actinopteri, Anguilliformes, Anguillidae. The record is from RefSeq and is a predicted model, not a curated record. Gene Ontology annotation, biological process: resolution of meiotic recombination intermediates; DNA repair; DNA replication. Gene Ontology annotation, cellular component: nucleus; Slx1-Slx4 complex. Gene Ontology annotation, molecular function: protein binding.